Messenger RNA from Pocillopora damicornis (cauliflower coral), 2142 nucleotides. RefSeq lists its product as uncharacterized. NCBI's taxonomy places the organism in Eukaryota, Metazoa, Cnidaria, Anthozoa, Scleractinia, Pocilloporidae. The record is from RefSeq and is a predicted model, not a curated record.
AUGAAUGUCCGGUCCUUGAAAUCAAGAGAGCAUUUCUGUCUCGUCGAAGACACCAUAUUGCAUAAUGGCUUUGAUAUCUUCACCGUAUCUGAAACGUGGGCGGAUUUAUCUGUGUCUGACGCAAGCCUUGAGAUCUCUGGUUACCAACUUUUCAGACAGGAUCGUGGACAACAUAAAGCUGGAGGUGGCUUGUGCACCUACGCCAAGUCAAACCUCAAGAUUACUGUGCUUGAGAAUUUAUCAUCUGCCUGCGACGAUGACUUUCAACAACUUUGGCUAAGAGUUCAAUGCAGAAAGUACAAAUCGUUUUUGAUCUGCAACACAUAUCGACCUCCACAAACGCCAAGCACGUGCUUUGAAUCUCUUGCAAAUAGCCUCACAGAUGCAUUACUCCUAGACUUAAAUGAUGUCUUUCUUGGUGACCUAAAUUGCAAUCUUUUAGCUCCUGACCCUGAGACUACCUCACUGCAGACCUUUAUUUCAACAUUUAUUUUACAACAACUGGUUAAGAAACCCACAAGGAUUACAGAAACCACAAAAUCUUUAAUCGACGUAAUUUUGACGACAAACACAGAUAUUGUCAGCCUCAGUGACGUGCUUACCUGUUCAGUAAGUGAUCACCAUCUUGUUUACCUAGUAUUAACGUUGAAGACCCUUCGACUCGAGCCCUCCUAUGUUACCAUCAGGAGUUACGCUAAUUACAAUGCAAAACAAUUCAAUGAGGAUCUCUCACUUGUACCUUUUCAUAUAAUAUCUAUGUUUGACGAUUUUGAUGACCAAGUGGAGACGUUCAACGCGUUAUUUACCGAUAUUUUAGAUGAUAAAGCCCCUUUAAAGCGAGUAAAAAUCACGUCAAGACCCAACCCAUUUAUUUCAGCUGAAAUUCGCCAACUGAUGAAGAACUGGGACCAAUGGCAUCGACAGGAAGUCAAGCGUGAACUACGAAUUGCAGAAAAAUCUUAUGUGAGAUCUCAGCUAUUACAAAACAAAGGAAACACUAUUGCAAUUUGGAAUAUAAUUAACAACUGCCUGCCAAAGAAGUCCAAAAGCCGCUCUAUUAUUCCUGACAACCCAAUUUCCUUGGCAAAUGGAUUUAAUGAAUAUUUAACAUCUGUUGGAAGUUCAGCAGCUCAGGAAGCUUAUGAUCUUGCUUGUGUACAUAAUUAUCAUAUUAAUCCAGCAAUGCCAACCCUUUUGCGAACGCCUGAUGACUGCCCUGACUUAUUUCGAUUUCACCCCGUACUGGAGAAGGAUGUUGAAGGUGUAAUUAAGGGCUUUUCUUCCAACAAAGCACAAGGUCGUAAUAAGAUUACUACCCGCGUCCUCAAGGACUGUUUGACACUCAUAGUACCAACUAUUACAAGCAUUAUGAAUAACUCAUUUAGAUCUAAUUGUUUCCCGAAAGUAUGGAAAAUGGCUGAAGUUACUCCUGUGUUAAAGUCUGGCAACCCCGAAGAUCCCUGUAAUCACCGGCCCCUCUCAUUACUGCCAAUGCUAUCUAAGGUGUCUGAGAGAUUAGCUCAGCGUCAGUUUGUUGACUACAUAACCACCAACAAGAAGCUAUCUGAAAAUCAGAGUGGUAAUCGAAAAUGUCACUCUACGGAAACUGCUCUCUUACACGUAACAGAUGAUUUUCUCAUGGCCAUUGAUAAGAGUGAAGUGUCCGUUGUCGUGCUACUAGACUUGUCCAAGGCAUUCGAUAGUAUCAGACAUGAUCUUCUCCUUCAGAAGUUACAGAGCAUAGCUGUUGCCUCUUCGAGCUUGGGGUGGUUUCAUAAUUACCUGUCUGGUCGUAGCCAGCGAGUGCGCAUUGGGGAUACUGUCUCAGACCAGCUCCCUCUUAAAUACGGAGUUCCUCAGGGUUCUAUUUUGGGGCCUGUGUUAUUUACCAUCUAUGUAAAUGAUCUCUUGUCCGUUCCAACCCACUGCAAGUCUGUGUGCUACGUCGAUGACUGUAAACCAUACCUAUCCUUUCGCUCAAUUGACAUCGCUCGCGUAUUUGGUUAUCUGAACGAAGAUUUGAGAGAAAUUUGCCGAUGGUGCUGCCAGAAUUCCUUUUUAAUAAACCCAGCUAAAACUAAAAUCUUACUAGAUGGUGUUCCUCAACUACUGCGGAAAUUGCCUCCAACGUCAAUUUCACUC